AUGCAAGCCGUUGCACAGCGCUGCCUCGCUGUCAUCGGCGACGUCCGCAGCCGCCCACCGCUUCCUGACAUCACCGAUUAUGUCUUUGGCGACAUUCAACUGGAUGCGAGCCACUGCAAGCUCUGUGCGCGCUUGGUCGAGUUCUUGAACGACGGCACACAGACCAGGCUUGAAUUGUUCGAGACGAUGUGUGACCCAGGCCAACGCUGUGUCGACGCCAACCACGACCGCCUCGUGGUCCAGCACCGUUGGUUGAAAAACUACUUUCAAAAGGUGCAGCCACGGGGUGGUGUGAGUGAGAGUCAACUCGCCAAGCAUGUCAAGGCCCAGCGAAUGGACGCCGAAGAUCGAGCGCGCGUUGCGGCUCUGGAGAUUCUCUUGGCUAAUGCACAGCAAAGAAAGGGGCAUGGUGGUGCGACUGAGGACGACGAGGACGACGACGAAGCCGCACAUUCACGCCACGUCAAGCGCCAGCGACGACCGAGCGAUAGAUAA
Molecule: messenger RNA, 495 nt
Organism: Saprolegnia parasitica CBS 223.65
Lineage: Eukaryota; Oomycota; Saprolegniomycetes; Saprolegniales; Saprolegniaceae
Exons: 1
Coding region: 1-495 (164 amino acids)
Source: RefSeq, a predicted model, not a curated record